AUGGGCAAGUCGAACCCGCGACGCCGCAACAAGGCGUCCGCCAAGAACCGCGGAAAAUGUCCCCAUGAUUGCACAGAGGUAGAAGAGGACGUCGUGGGUCACGUUGUCCGGACACCGGCGCAGUCGCCCCACGCAUUCACCCCGCUCUGCGUGCAGCAACUGCGGGAGUCGCGAGAGUACGCUGUGCUGGAGGACGCGUGCAGCGACAUCGCCCAUUUCGCGCUGCAGCUGCGGCACAACAAUGACUUCUUGCGUGACGCCGUGCCGCAGCGCCUCGCACAGCUGCUCAUCUUCACCCCUCCAUAUGAGCUACCGCUGGUGGCACCGUCAACAUCGUCGGCUGCCGCAACAGCGGGGGAGGAGGAGCCGCAACCGCACAAGGGCAUCCUGCACAUGCAGAUCGCGGCGGCAGAGGCGCUGCGCGCGCUUCUUGUAAACAGUGAGCAGGACCGCGUCAUCGAUGCACUCACGAGCGCUGGCGUGAACGCGGCAUCAGGGGGUCGUUUCGCGGAAGGGCUGGCAUGCCUCGUGCAGGCGGGCUGGCAGCGUGUGCAGCAGGCCCGCCGACGCACCGCGCCCGAGGAUUGGAUGGACGUCUACCGUGAAGAAGGUGGUGGCGGUGGUGGUGAUGAGGCCGCCGUGGAGGGUGAGACCGAACCUGCUGCCGAGGCGAACGCGCGUCAGCGCCGCUGCCAUCGCCAGUCCGGGCUCACGCAGAACCUGUAUUACAUCCUCCUGCGCCACCUGGAGGAGGUACUAGCGCUCGCCAGCGUGUGUGUGGAGGCGAGUGAGGCGUGCGCGCAAGCGUUUUCCACCACGCCGACACUCCUGCUGCUGCUCGACGUGCUGCGCGUGGCGAUCACGACAACGUGGGAGACGCUCCUGCACCCGUCCGCCAACUACUACGCUGAUGAAGCGCAGGUGCCUGUGGCUAGCGAGACGGUGCUUGCCAUUCGCGCCUUCAAGCGGCGGGAGGCCGGCCUGCUCGCCUCGCUGGCGGUCAGCACAGCAGACUUGUUGCUCCUGCUCAGCCCCGAGAACCAGUCGCUGGCGCAGGUGUUCACCGGGUCUAGCGGAGGCAACGGUGCAGCGGUGACCGCCUCCUCAUCCUCGUCUCCAUCUGCAGCCGGCAGCAGCGCCGCCAUGACGGCAGAGCAGACGGCGUUCUUGAACACCGCAGUCGACGCCGUCGACCUGCGCGCCUGGCUUGCGGAGAAGCCGGCAGUCGAAGUGCAGCUGCAGGAGCGCUUCUCCGACACCUCCCUGCCCAGCUUCCUCGGUGCACAGCACACAGCUGUGGCGAUGGAGCGAGAGCGCGUCUUGCACGACCUUCUUCGCGCGACCCUCUCGAUCCAGGGCAUGCUCCUGCACAUUGCACCGGUUGCAGAGAACCUGCAGCGCGUCCUGCCGCUGCUAGAUGACACCCUGCACAAGGUGUCACUGCCAAUGCACGUGUGGUGCGGUGUGCUCCCGCUUCUCAUGGGAACAUGCAAGUGCGCCGACGACGACACGCGAGCGGCGGCAACGACGCUGACCACGCACCGGCUGCGCAGCACUCAAGCGGCGGUCCGCCUGCUGCACGUGAUGGUGAACGCUGUGGGGGAGAAGAACGACACGGACCGGCAUGAGGACGACGAGGCCGCGUUCGCCGCCAACCCGCUGGCCAAGCUUCUGCAGUCCGGAAGCCUUUUCUACGCCUUCGGCCUCCUGCUAAAGGAUGUGCUCUGGAUGUCCCCGAACAGCGACUCUAGCGGUAACGCAGCCACCGUGGCGGACCCCACUCACCCGACCGCGACACGUGCCGUCAUGGCUUGGCAGACCCAACAGCGUGCCCUGCGCGCGGAGGCGAGCUGUAAUGCCGCGGCGACGGAGGUGCAGAUGGUGCUGCUCGCCACGGAGGUGAACGUGUGGGAGGUGGCAAGCACGCUGCUGCUGAUGCUCCCCGUGGCGAGCCUGGGCGAGCCCGCGCUGACGUGGCGGGCACUCACGCAGGCCGUGCUGAGUCGCUAUCAGCUUCAUCUGGACGCCGCAGCCGUGGAGGCGGCGGAGGGCGAGGGGCGCGGCGCACAUGCGAACAUUCUGCAGCACUCCGCCCGCACGCAUCAACUUCUCUGGAUGCAGCUUGAGUCGCUGGGGCAGAUGCUCUGGACGAUACAGCGCAAGCAGAGCAAGGCAAGCGGUGGCAGCGCAGCCGUGACAGCCUGCAACCACGUCCAGGCAACAUCCGCGGAUGUCGACCUUCUCAUCCGUGUCUCCUGGGAGGCGUCGGCAAGCACGCCGCUGAAGCAGUCGUGCGUCGGCACUGUUGGACUGCUGUGCGCGUCCAUGCAAGAUGAGGAGGCCGUGGCGACGGCGGCGCGCUUUGCCUUGGCAGUGGUCGCCAACGGCGGACCAGCUGCGACGUCCUGCGGGAAGAAGCUCCUCGACGUGUACGCGCAACUUUCGCCAGCCAAACCUCCCACCUACCCCGCGGAGCGGCGGGUGUGGUUGCAGCAGCUUGCGCUGGUGGACGCCACCGCCACGGUCCGCUGCGAAGCGGCGAACACCUUGAUAGACCUCUUCCUCGACGAACGCCAUGACGCCGCCGUGUACUGGCCGCUUGGCGUACAGGAGAAGCUGAGCGACUUCAAGAAGCAGCUCGCCGUCUACGUGAAACGGCGUCAAGAGCUGGGCAAGGAGACAAAGCGGCUCUACCACGUCUCGACGGAGACGCCGGAUGCGGACCAGUGGUCGGAGGUGCUGGAGAACCUCUGCGGGUUCAUCGACUACAAGGCACAGCACAAGUAG
Messenger RNA from Leishmania mexicana MHOM/GT/2001/U1103, 2787 nucleotides. RefSeq lists its product as hypothetical. The transcript has a single exon. Bases 1 to 2787 code for a protein of 928 amino acids. Lineage: Eukaryota; Euglenozoa; Kinetoplastea; Trypanosomatida; Trypanosomatidae. The record is from RefSeq and is a predicted model, not a curated record.